Messenger RNA from Haemonchus placei, 1083 nucleotides. NCBI's taxonomy places the organism in Eukaryota, Metazoa, Nematoda, Chromadorea, Rhabditida, Trichostrongylidae. The record is from the annotation of a GenBank genome assembly.
AUGGUUAAAAAACGGAAUGAGGGUAAAAACCCUAAGCUGAAGAUGAAGCCAAAUUAUGGGCCUGUCAAAAACAGACACACCUUCAGAGGAUCAAAUCACAGUAUGAAUCCAGAUCGGCCAAAAGAUGCGAAAAGUUCACAUCUUCGCUCUAAAGCUACAAUUAAUCGCUUGCGGAUGUAUAAAAGCUUCAAGCCAAUACGAGACAAAGAUGGAACGAUUCUGAAGGCAGCUCCUUUCCAAAGUUGGUUGAAAUCGGGAACUGUUGCACGAGUUGAACCAAACAGAAAAUGGUUUGGGAACACAAGAAUCGUUGGUCAGGACCAGUUGCAGAAAUUCCAGGAGAAUUUGGGAAAGGUUAUGCGCGAUCCUUUCCAGGUGGUGAUGAAACAAACGAAACUUCCCAUCAGUUUGCUGCAAGAAAAAGCUAAGCAACAGCGGGUACAUGUAACCGAUACAGAGUCUUUCGAAUAUACAUUCGGGAAGAAAGCUCUGCGGAAGAAAGCAAAGUUAUCAUGUGGCAACCUUGAGAUGCCAGUUAGUUACACUGCUCUUCAGGAAAUGACGAAGUCAAUAGAAGAACGCAGUGAAAAGUAUGAUGUAGCGAAGGAUCGUGACCUACAGGCGGAUGAUCGUGACUUGAUUCGUGUUGAAAAUCCUAACCCACUUUUCAAAGCCGGUCAAAGUAAUCGUGUUUGGGGAGAAUUAUACAAGGUAUUGGAUUCAUCGGAUGUUGUAGUGCAAGUGAUUGAUGCCCGCGAUCCUAUGGGUACUCGCUGUCGCCAUGUGGAAGAGUUUUUAAGAAAGGAAAAACCUCACAAGCACCUUGUUACUGUCAUCAACAAAGUUGAUCUUGUUCCCACAUGGGUUACUCGUAAGUGGAUUGGCGAACUUUCAAAGGAACUGCCUACAAUUGCAUUUCAUGCAUCAAUUCAACAUUCUUUCGGCAAAGGAGCCCUGAUUAAUUUAUUGCGUCAGUUCGCCAAAUUGCAUAAAGAUAGACAACAGGUAAUUAGUACCAGAUUUUCGAUAUUUAUCAGCAUUGCCAAUUAUAUAAAACAUGGAAUAACACCUCCAUUCGAGUGA